AUGAGAGGGAUGGCAAUGGGUUCUGUCCACUUGUCUCCUAUUUUCCGCCAAUAUCUUUAUGGAGGAAUUCCGAGCGAAAAAGCCUUUGUGCCUUCAGCUUCAGUUCAAACCGAAGGAUUUGGUGGAGCAUUUCUUCCCUGCCACAUUGAUGUUUCCAAACAUGAAACUUUCAAGGACAAAGUUCAGAUGAACGAGAACUUUUUCAUGGCUUGGACUUUACUUCUUGUACUUCUCGUACAUCAAGGUGCCGAUGGAUCCAGGAGAUUUCGUACGGAUUUUCUUCAGGACUUCCCCACUCCAGGCACCGGGCCCUCCUUCGACACUUCCAUCCCCAGCAACCUCACGGGUCUCGUGGGCAAGACCGCUUACCUCAUCUGUAGGGUCAAGAACCUGGGGAAUAGGACGGUCUCAUGGGUCAGACACCGUGACAUCCACCUGUUGACAGUAGGCAGGUACACCUACACCAGCGACCAGAGGUUCGAGGCCGUACACUCGCCACACACUGAGGACUGGACACUCAGGAUACGAUAUCCACAAAAGAAAGACACGGGCAUUUACGAGUGUCAGAUCAGCACCACACCACCUAUCGGCCACCCUGUAUAUCUCAAUGUUGUUGAGCCAAUAACAGAUAUUCUGGGAGGACCAGAAUUAUUCAUCAACAAAGGAAGUACGAUCAACUUGACAUGUUUGGUCAGGUUCGCUCCUGAGCCUCCACCCAUAAUGCUAUGGAGUCACAACCGAGAGGUUAUUAACUUUGACUCGCCGCGGGGAGGCGUAAGUCUGCUGACGGAGAAAGGUAUCAUUACCACCAGCAGGCUGCUAAUACAGAAUGCUGUUCACACAGACAAUGGCGUCUACACGUGUGACCCGUCCAAUGCUAACUCUGCUAGUAUCAGAGUCCAUAUACUCAAUGGGGAACACCCAGCGGCCAUGCAUCACGGCGGCUCCUCACGGUCCUCCCCACCACUUCUCAGUGCCUUGCUGAUAUCCUGGCUCCUGCAACUGAUCAUGUAGCACAAGCUGUGCCGUGUCACCUGAGUCACGGCACCCUCGGUUAAGUGACAGACUCUCUCGUGAUCCUUCGUGAUUAUUCAGACAAAUUCGUGAUCUUUCGACUGUCUCCAUGAC
Molecule: messenger RNA, 1128 nt
Organism: Homalodisca vitripennis (glassy-winged sharpshooter)
Lineage: Eukaryota; Metazoa; Arthropoda; Insecta; Hemiptera; Cicadellidae
Product: zwei Ig domain protein zig-8-like
Exons: 7
Coding region: 1-1014 (337 amino acids)
Biological process (GO): synapse organization
Cellular component (GO): neuron projection membrane
Source: RefSeq, a predicted model, not a curated record